GUAAGGGAAAAAGGUGAACGAUCGGAAGAAAAUAAUAAUCGUAUUUAAAUAGAGAAAUGAUAAUCUUUCGGAGAGAGGAGGAGUAUCGUUGGCAAGCCUGAACGCGCUAUCGAGAACUCGAGCAACAAGAGAGAAGGAAGUAUCCAUCUACACAUCCAUCCCGUCUAGCAUAUAGGAGGACCCCGUUGCAUGUCGGGAAACGAACAUGUACGUACGUCGUAGGAGCGACGUAAAGCGUUAAGCGUGUUUCUCGCGUUUGCGUUCAGAGUUUAUAUCCACGUUCGCAGUUUCGCGUGUGCGCGCGGAAAGAUCGCAUUUGCGUGGUGUUGUAAUACGUUUCGUUGUAAGAAAAACGAAGCUACUCUCUGCCUUCCUUACCUCCUCCUGCUCCUCCUCUGUCGCUGCUGCUUCUGUUGGUGGUGCUACUGCUGCCGCUGCCGCUGUUAGUGGUGGUGCGUGUAUUUGGUGCGGUGAGAGAGGCGAGGCGCGAGAAGAAGAUUUAUACUUUGUUCCUUUUUUCUCCUUUUUUCUCUCAUUCUAUUAGUCUUCUUGAUUUGGGACCGAAGCCAAUUUCACAGAGUUGAUGAUAUGCGCUCGCUAAUAAAGCAGGUAUCCACUCGUUAAAGUCCCGGAACUACAUACGUCUUUUUACGUGCUUUGCGGAAUUCUAUCCGAUUUUAUACGACAUAUCACGAAAUUCGCGGGCUAAAAUGCCCGACGUGAAUCCUGCGGGCAACAACGUCGACAUACAACGAACCAGGAUCAACGAAAAGGUGCGCGGUCAGGGGGACGACGCUCGCUCCUGCUUUCCCGCGAAUACAUCAUCGUUCCGGUCGUUCCACCUAUCGUCCUAUCAAAGAGGCGACCAAUUUUAAAAGACUUCUGUUUGGUGAUCUUUCUUUCUUUCUUCCUUUCUUCCUUUCUUUUUUUCUUUCUUUCUUUCUUUCUCUUUCUCUGUUUCUGUCUCUCUCACUCUCUCGCUCUCUUUCUUUCUCUUUCUCUCUGUCUCUGUCUGUCUGUCUGUCUGUCUCUCUCUCUCUCUCUCUCUCUCUCUCUCUCUCUCUCUCUCUCUCUCUCUCUCUCUCUCUCUCUCUCUCUCCCUCUCUUCCUCUUCACUUUUCGUCGGUGAUAUUACAAUCAGAAGAGAGGACAUUUGAUCGACAUCGUUCGUUACGUCGUUUAAAACAACGCUUUUUACGACGUUUUAUAACUUUUCCUCCUCUUCUGAACUCUGAAGAGAGCAUGUUGCUGUUAGAUAUUUUAAAAGAAAGGCUAAAAGACAGACGUUCUACUUCCAAUUUGAAGAACACAAAGAACAUGUUAAUUGGACUACUCUAAGUGUUUGUGAUAACACCUCAAAACGAGCUAAUACACAUUGUAAUUUUAUGUAAGUUCAUUCAAUUUGAUAGAAUAGAUAGAAGUUCGGAUCUUUACCUACUUGAAUGACAAGAACGUAAUAUGGUAACACUAAUGUGAAAAAAACGAUUUUUGGUGUCUCUAUUGUACUUUGAUUUAUUUCGUCAUAUUGAUUUAAUCUUUUAUUACAAUUUUUUAAGCGUGUAAUAUCAAUUGUGAUGUCAAGAGACUACAAAAUAUCUAUAUAAGGAUUAUACAAGUUCUUGAGUUCUCGUUAUAAAGUAUAAGUUUGCUUGACUGGUAUUAUUGACGCUCUUUUAAUCAUAGAUCUGAAAGCAGUUCUAUGAUAUUUAUUUAUCAAGUCAAUGUUGAUUUUAUAAAGAAAUAUAUCCAAUUAUCGUGCUAAGAUGUGCGAGCAGACAGAAAUAAAUUAUUUGGAUGGUGAUAUCGUUUGGGUGAAGCUAGGAGGAUGUUGGUGGCCAGGACAAGUUACUGGUUUUCAUAAUUUACCCGAAGAUAUUCAACGUGAGUUUCAAAAGAAACCAUUGAUUGCUGCUGUUAAGUUCUUCCAAGAAGAUACAUACGAAUACGUCAAAAAUUAUCAACAAAUUUAUAAAUAUAAUUGUACACUCAAAGAUGAAUUUAUUAGAAAAGGUUUGGAUAAAUAUAGGAGUAAGAUCAAAGAUGGUGCUAGUUACAUGUCCAAAUUUCCUGGUGAUGUUGAAAUGGCAGAAAAACUAACUGGAGGAGAUCCAGAUAUAUUGAAUAGUGAUAAAUUCAGUCCUGAAGAAAAACCAGAUAUAUCUGCAUUAUUUGGAGAUAAAAAAGUGCAGAAGAAGAAAAAAGAUCGAGAUGAAUCGCAUAGAAGGAGUGAUGGUACUGAAAAUAUAAGGAAAAUUACACAUCCCCGAUUUUUGAAAGAAAGUGACCACGAAGUUCGUAUUCGUCAGCAACCAAGUAGCUUACCACCCACACCACAUAGUUUAUCUACUCCACAAUAUCCUUGUCAUUUGUGCAAUUUUACCUCUUCUCGAGUUAAUGUCAUCAUUUGUCACAUAAAAAGUCAUAGGUCUGGUAAUUCCUCUGUGGCAAGAUCAAGAGUGAAAACUUAUUCGCAGUCGAGAAGUAAAGAUUCUGACACACCUAAGAGAAAAUACGUUAAAAAAGAGAAGAAUCAGCAUAAAAAUAAAAUUGAAAGUACUAUGGAUUCAGGAAAAAGAAAACAAAGUAAGCAAAAUGAAAAACCAAACAAAAAGAAGAAAUCGGACCCUGAACUUCGUGAAAAACUAUUGGCAGAUUGGGACGAUGAAUCUGAUGAAGAAAUCAGUUUUGAUCAAAAUAAAUCUUUUAACACUAGUACAAGCAGAAGUUCACCCACAAGAGAUCAAUCAUAUAUGGAUGUUAGCGAAGAGCAUAAGGAAGCGACACCUUCGGAGAUUACAGACACCCAUGAAAUUCUUGCAGAAACUGAAAAGUUACUUAGGGAAACUGAAAAAUUUGCAUCCAUUAAUAUAGAGUCAGAUACAUUGACUAGCAGUGUACGCAAAGUUGAAUGUAAUAUAGAAGAGAAAGAGCCAUUAUCUCCAAAUCUCGAUAAAGAUGAAUUGACAGAUAAAUUCGAUAAAGAAAAAGAAACUUCAAAUUUAGAAUGUGAGAAUAAGCAUUCUACAUUUGAUAAGGAUGACAAAAAAUCUCGAUUAUCUUGUUUCGACUUCGAUGAAGAUGAUGUGCCUGAGCCAUCUAUACCGCCCGUAAGAAAAAUUCCAAGAGUAUUUGGUGAAAAGAAUUUAUCUUUAAAGAAAGAAAUAAUUAAAGAAUUUGAAAUGAGUCAAGCUUUAAGAACGGAGAAAGAAGUGGGAAGUGAUAAAAUAUUGGCUGCAAUGGAACAUGACAUAUCUAAAAAGAGUAACAAAACUGAAGAAACUAUGUUAAAGAAUAAUUUAGAUAUACAAGAUACUGAAAAGAUUGAUGAUAGUAGUAAAAGUUCAGAUACAAAUGAUGAAACUAAUAAUAAGUUAGUUGAAAGUGAAAAGAAAAGUGAAGGCAAAAGUGAUGAAAUGAUAUCACAAGACAAAGAAAAACAAAAAUCUAGUAAUAAUUGUGAAACUGAAUUAGAAAUAGUAGAAAUUUUUGAAGUUGAGAAGGAAGUGACCCAAGAUGGGAAUUCUGCAAAUAUUAAUAAGGGAUCAGAGCCUAAAACCUCAAUAGAUAAAAAUGAUUCUGAUAAACUGAUGACAGAUAAUGAGACGUGCGUAGAAGACAAGACGAGGGAGACACCACCUGCUACAAAUAAUGUCAUAGAAAAAAUUGAAGUAAGUCAGGAUAAUACGAUUACUAAACAAAUGGAUGAUACAUUGUCAGAACAAUUCACUACAGAAACAGAGGAUGAAACUGUCUCUGAAUCGGCAGAGACUCUUCCUGAGCAAAGUGAAAGCUCUGAUGUGGACUUGAAUGAAGUGCCUAAAUCUGAGAAGGAUAUUUUAUUAAGUAAUCUACAAGGGGAAUUAACUUUCAAGAUUAAAAGAAGAAGAGGUAGGCCACGGAAAAGUACAGAAUCUGUAGAUACUUCUGUUGAUGAUAAUGAAAAAACAUUAAAAGAUAAUAGAAGUAGAACAUCAGAAUCUGAUACUGAUCGUUCUUAUAGUGGAAGGAAAAGAAAACCAAAUAAGAGAUAUUUUGAAUCGGAUGAAUCUACACAAGAAGAAAAGAGUAUUUUUAAAACUGAUGAUAGUCAAUCUGAGGGUGAUGAAAGAUUUCAUGAAAAACCAAAGGUUAAAUCUAGAAGGGGAAAGAAAUUAAUGGGACAAAAAAAUAAGAAUAUUGAUUCAGUGAAGCAAAUGGAAGAAUUGGAACUAUCUGAAGAAAUGAUGGAAGUUACAGAAGAUAAUGUCAAAACGGCAAAACUUAGUCCAAAGCAUGUUUCUCCUGAUCAAAAUGAUAUAAUUAGUGAAAUAUCUUUGGAAAAGAAACCUCCGGAUGAUGAAAUUACUACCAGUACGUCUCAGAAAACGUCCCUUGAAUGUACAAAUAUGGAAGUUAAUAUGGAGCAAUCGGAUACAACUCUCUUGUCAGAGAGUCUAACGUUAUUACCACCCAAAGAUGUUAUAAUCGAACCGCUAAAAGAAGAAACAGAAUUAUUACAAGUUAUGAACCAGGAAACAGAAACAGAUCUUAUAUUAAAUAAAACCUCUAUUGUUGAGGAACUAUUAAAGAAUGAAAAUGAAAGUGCUUCAAAAACAGUUGAACUUCAAGGUUCUAACAAUGCAGAUAUACAAAAACAAUCAGAUGUGUCAAAAACUACUAUUGAUAUGUUACCACCAAAGAAAUCUCAAAUAAAAAAAUUUGAAUUAUCACAGCUUGAUAUUCCUUCUGAAAGCACUACCACAGAUCAUGAUACUGAAUCUCAAGAAGAAGAAAAUCAAUUCAUCAAUAUUGAGAAUAAGAUAAAUGCAAAGUCGACAGAUUUGGAAGAUAAAAAUGUGUCGUCAGAAAGUAUUGAAAAAGUAGAAAGUAAAAUAUCAACUGACUUAAAUAUUGAAAUUGAAAUGAAAGAAGCUAUAGAAAUUACGACUGCAGAAGAUAAAAAAUCACAACAAAUACACACUGAUGCAGUUGUCUCGAAAGACAUUGCACAAUAUGACGAGCGAGCAGAAAGUAAAAAAUCCUCUGAACAAGAUGGGGAAGAUACUAAAUCUGAGGAUAUAGAAUCAAUGCCUAAAGAUAUUAUGAAGACAUCAAGUGAUCCACAAACGUUGAAAAAAUUAAUGCAAACUAGAUAUAAAGGAAAAGUAAUUCCAGAACCAGGAGUAAAAUCAAAAAAAGAAAAAGAUGCUUUCUUGGAUGAGAAGCCAAUAAAUACAUUUCAAGAAGCUUUUUUAAAGACUUUACAAAUGGAUAAGAAAAAAGAUGUUUUAGAAGAUAAUGAAUUAAUUUCUAGCAAAGGGAAAAAAUGUAAUAAGAAGUCAAUUAAGCGAAAAAGUGAUGAACUCAAUAAUGUAAAUACAGUAGUACUUGGUAUACAAGACGUAAAAGUUGGAAAUCUAGAAGAAAAUACAGAUUUGUCAGAAAAUGUUUCCAGUAUGCAAAGUCAAGAAAAUCUUCCAAAUGUUUCCAUUAUGAGUGGGUUUCAUGGCGUUGAAGUAGUAGUACAAGAGAAUAUUGAAACUAAUAAAAAAGUUGAUGAACCUGUCUUACAGAAUACUAGUCAAAUGCCAUCUUCAUCUCAUGAAUACAAUCUAAUAUCACAAACUCAAUUACCAUUGUUAGAAGAUACUGCAAAUUCAACAAAUUUAGAUUUCCCAAAGAUUGAGGAAUCGCCAAAAGUAGAAGUUCCUGCUCCUUCACCGACAUCCGAAGCUAAUAUACCGGUAAAAAAGCGUGAAAUGCCAAGAAUCAUAGAAAAUGUUACUUUAACAGAACCAAUGCAAAUUCUAAAAUCUAAACUAUUAGAUAAAUUACCCCAGAAAGGAAUAAAGCAUAAAUUAGAAAGCGAUACAAAAAGAAAUGAUCCAAAAGGAAGUCCGAAAGCAAAAAUUAUGAAAAUAGAAUCCUUACCUUCUAACAGUAAAAUGAAAACUGGAUUAAAGGUAAAUUCUCCGAAUCUUUCGUUAACACAAAAACUUCAAGUUUUAAAGGCCGAAGAAAAUGAAGGUGCUGCAAUUGAAAAAGCAAAUGUACAAACAACUCAGGCACUAACAGCAACAUCAUCAGGAAGUGAGAAAUAUAUUCAGCAAAGUUCACAAAGUCUGGCUGAUAUGGAGUUAGAUAUUAAUUCAAUGCCAUUUGUUUUAAGUGAAGAUGUAUUAACACCAGAAAAUAUAGAACAAAUGCCUGUUGUUAUAUCAUCUAUCAUACCAGCAUCUAGUUCAGUAGCACCUACAUUAUCUCUUGCUCCUACUACUCAGGCUGUAACACCUAAUCAGAUGCAACUCAAAUCUGAGAGUACUUCUGAAGCAUCUCCUACAAAAAAGAAAAGUGGGACACCUGCAAUUCUGAAGAAUAAAUACAGAGCAAAACCUAUAAUUACAAGUAUCAGAACAAUUGUACCACCACUCACAGGAGGUGUGAAAGGAUUAAAAUUCCAAAACACACCAGCUGGCAAAGCAACACCUAUUUUAACACAAAAGGCAUCACCCGGAAAAUAUGUAGUAGUACAUACAGCUGGAGGUCAGCAAGUACGGUAUAGCGUACAGGGAAAAUCUGGAGUGCAACAAAAAAUUGCUGUAUCACCAGGCAAAGGUACAGGAAAUCCUCAAGUAGUACAUCAAGGUGGGAAAGUGGUUAUAUUUACAUCAGCACAGUCCGGUCAAACGAAGAUGAUACCACUAAAUAUAUCAAAAACAUUAAGUGGUAAAAGAAUUAUGACAAACAAAGGUCAACUUCUGUGUCCUAUCAGUCCACAAAAUAUUGUAACUUCGAAGACGAUUAUUGCUCCAAAAGGAGACAAUAAUUCACCUACAACAUCCAAACUUGGUCCAAAAAUCAUAAAUACACCAAGUAUUAUUACUUCCAAAGGAGUGUUGACACCUUUAUCAGGAACUAUUACAAAAACUGCUUUAUUAGGGACCUUGUCGCAAGGUAUUCUAACAAAAGGUGGAAUAUAUACUCCUAUAAGCGCUUCUGCUUUAGGAAGUAGAACAAUUAUAAAUUCUAAAGCUUUAGUUACAAAAGGUGCUACUAUAUUAUCUUCUCAAAAUCUAGGUGGACCAAAAGCUAUUCUGACACCAAUAUCUCAAACCAUUGGAGGAAAACCAAUUCUUGGCACAAAUCUUGUUACAUCUAAAGGUACAGUUCUUACUCCAGUGACUGGGCAACAAGUUAAAGCAAUAGUGGCAAAAAGUCCGUCAAAAAGCGGUAAAAUGCAAUAUCAAUCGAUGCAACACAAAGCACAAUUGUCUGCUGCACAAAAAGCCCACAAAGUUCCAUUGUCUUCAUCACAAAGUAGAGGUUCAUCAUCAAAAUCUUCAAGUAGUUCUAUGGUGUUCCAAAAUACUGGAUCGAGUUCCAAAGUUACUUCACAGAGUAAAAAAAUAAAUAAACAAAUGGCUAUUCAACAGAGCACUGCGAUGCAGAAUCUUUCAAGUCAAAGUAAUACAUCGCAAACGGUAACACCGCAAGUUCAACAGAAAGGAAAAUCUGUAUCUUCAUCCAGUGUCCAAAAAGUUCUUAUUCCUCGAAGCGGUAGCCGUCAGUCAAGAAAUCAGCAAAAAAUUGUCGUUCAAAAGAUGCAAGAAGCAAAUGCAGCACAAAAUAUACAGUCGAAACAAAAUAUUUUAAGUUCUCAUACGACGUUACCUAAUAUUUCUAAGCCCAUGACACAACAUAAACACACAAGUGGAAAUGCAAUGACUCCUAAAAAUACCGCAAAGAGUCAUAUGACAAAUAAAAGUUCUCAAAAGAAUUUAUUAAAUAUUGCCAUGAACUCUAUAUCUGGUACAAAUGUAAAUACCAAUUUGUCUGCACCAUUAUCUUUACCACCUUUAGAACCUAUCGAGCCAGAGACAAAAUUGAAAAUGGAUAAUACAAUUAUUGAAAAUGUGCAGAAGGAUCAAUCGAAUGUAGAGAAAGUUCAUAUAGAAAAGAGUACAGAAAUAGAAAAAAUAGAUGAGCCGAAGGUAACUACCCAGCCACAGAUCAUGGCUUUACCAACAGAAAGUAGUGAUGGUACCCAAACCUAUGUUUUGGUAACUAUUGAUGAACAAGGUCAAAUACAACCAUUAGAUAAUAAUACACUUAUGUCUCUUGAGGGAACAACUCAAAAUCCGGAUGGAACAAGAACUUUAUACAUAGAUCCUAGUUCACUAGGUGAGGCUACAACAUUGGAUAAUAUCGUUCUCCAAUUUGACAAUGGAGUGCUUCCAAAUGUAGCAACCAGUACUAAUGAAGCAAGCCAAACUAUAAUGUCAGACAGUUUCCCUACAUCAGAAAUAAUACAAACAUCAAAUCAAGAUAUUUUAGCAGCAGCUCUAGCUAACACUGAUUUUCAACAAGAAAUUAAUCUACCUGAAAAUCCAACAGGAAGUGUAAUGACUACUGGAUUGACUCAGACUAGCUUAAUUAAUCAAACGAUUCUACAAUCAACGAUCAUACCACCAACAGAGCCAAUAUCUUCUCCAUCUGUGUUAGAGACAUCGUUGACUUUGAAUCAACCGAUCAUGACGCCGCUUGAAGUUCCAAGUAAUCUCCCAAUUCAAUCAGAAUCCUCAGCUUCUAUAGUUUCAGCAAUACCAUCUUCCUUGGAAUUACCAAUUACUAUUACAAAUCCGAAUAUUUCAUAUAUAUCUACGGGAGAAACACAAAUUCAAAUUCCUGGUAAUUCUAUGCCAGAUAUUGGAGAUAUUAUGGAUAGUACAGCUUCAACUGAAAUUGCAAGAACAGACAUUCCUACUAGUACUCAAUAUUUAGUAAUACCUAACUUAGAUGAAAAUAUGACUGUUAAGACCCAAGAGGCUGUAAGUGGUACCAAUGUUUCUUAUUCGGUUUCAUUACCAUGCAAUAUCGUAUUAGAAACUACACCGGUUCAAACCACUCCAUCAAUGCCUAUAAUAGAUGAUACAUAUACAGAUAAUACUCAAUUUUCGACAUCCAUACAAACUUCGAUUGCCGCAGAACAUAAUUUUGCUGAUGUACCAGUAUCUGAGAUGUUAGUUUCUAAAGCUUCCAUCACAUCUCCAGUAAAUGUACAAAUGUCAGAUGUUACAGUUGCGUCAGAAAUGAAUGUUACCUCUCAAGAAGUUCCUAUGUCUUCUCAAGAUUCGUCUAUUUCAACAAAUGAAACUUGUAUUUUAAAAAAGGCAGAUGAUGCUGCAAUACCUUUAGAAGAAAUUUAUCCAUCUCGAGAAAUUCCUGUUUCAUCUCAAGAACUAAUUUUACAGCCAAACAUUAAAAAAGAUGUAACACAUGACAUAACGGUUACCACGCAAGAAAAGAUAUCUAAUAAUGAAAAUAUACUAAAUCUGCAAUUAGUGGAUCAAGCUGUAAAUUCUAUGACUAGUAGCAUGCCUAUUUUAGACAACGAUGCUUUAAUACAAUCGGAAUCUAAUAUAAAAGUACAAUCUGUAGAACAUAUGGCAUUUGAAGUAACAGAUUCGGUAACAGAUAUGGAAACUUCUUCUCAAGAAACAGAUACUGAAAGUAAAUUUAAGCAAUUUUCUUAUAAGGACGAUGUUAAUAUUAAAGUUGCUUCACCAACACUGGUAGAACAAACUGCUACAACGAAUCAAACAGAAACAAUACAUGAGGUAUUGCAAGGUAUAUCUGUAGUACAAUCGUUAAAUAAUACUAACACAGAAAAUAUAAAAGUAGAGGAAGCUGUUGAUUCAGAAAUAUAUAAUUCUACGGUAAAACCGUCGGGAGAUUGUCAAGCAGAUGAACCAACAUCGCAAGAUGAAUCGGACGGUAAUCAUGUCCAAGGGAACAUUCAAAUACAUUUUGGAAAAACUCAAGUAGAAAGCAAUCAGGAAACUCCAUCACAAUCCUUUGAACAAUUUGAUAUAUCGAUGACAAAUGACCCUGCAGAUUUACCCAGCCAAUCUGCAUCUAAACUUGAAAAUUCCGGUGAACCAUCACAGUCAGUUACGUACGAACCAAUGGAAACGGACGAAGAAACAAUUGCUAGAGAACCACCGACUCAAUCGUUCGAACAUUUAAAACAAAAUGAAGCUUCUCAGUCUUACGAAACGUCUACCGAGGUAAAUGUAAAUGCACCAACACAAUCUUUCAAUGAACUAAUGCAAAGUCAUGAUGGAAGAAUUGUUACAAACGAAGCCAUUGAUGAUCAAAGUUUUCCAACACAAAGUUACGAAGUUGGUAAAGUAGAAAAUAUACCGGACAAUUUAGAAACGGAUGCUGAAAUUAGUCAAGAAGGCAACAUACCAUCACAAUCAAAUGACAUUGGAACUGAUGGUAUAGGUACAUCAUCAGUUUCUACCAAUAACUCUGGCCUGAAUGAAGAUGAGACAGCUAGUUCAUCAUAUGUUCCAGAGACUCCUGAGAAUCAAGAAAGAGAUCAGGAUCAAGAAAGUGCAAUAAGUACUUCGUCAUACGAAAUCCCACCUUGUGAGGAAUUGAACAUUGCUUCAUCCAGUACAAUACCUGAUACAUCAGUUAGGACGGAACAUACGAGUAUCCAUGACAAUGGAGUACCUGAAAUACCUACAUCUUCAUAUAAUCUAAAUCCAGAUAUUACUUCUACUCAUAUUGAUUCUGUACCUACAUCAAGCUAUGAGGAUCAGGUUAUAGUAGAACAAAAUGUCUCAACCUCUUACGAGGUUCCAGUGUCAAUGCCUGGCCUAGAAGAAACGUCCUCACAAAAUUUUGUUACAGAAAGUACAGACCAUAGAAACGAACCCUCCAGCUAUUAUACCCAUCACCAAGAAGUAACUGCAAGUUAUUACGAAUCUGUUGAUCAAGAAGGAAAUUCUAGAUUGGAAGAAGAUCCACAAGAGGAAGUAACUCCUAGUUAUUAUGAAGGUAAUCCACAAGUAGCAAGUCAAAGCUAUUUUACACCAGAAGAAGCAACUCCAAGUUAUUCCAGUAGAAAUGUUUCUUCGGGUUAUUAUGGUCAUAGACCAGAGAGCGAAGCCAGUCAAAGUUACUAUUCAGCAGAUGAUUUGGAAAAAACAGAGCAAUCAAAUUCGCAGAAUAUUGAAGCGUCGCAAAGUUUUUAUCAAGAGCAUACGGAUGAAUUACGAUUAAGACAGCAAGGAGAAGCUACCCCGACAUAUUCGGAACGGUAUCCCGUCGAUUAUACAUUAGACAAUUCGCCAAUAGAGAGGCAUGACCUUGUAGAAAGUUCUGUACCAGCCACUAAGCCUAUGGAAAGGUAAUAUAUUGUUACAGAAUUUUGCGAAACAUUGUAAUGAGAAGUUUCUUUUUUAAAAUAGACUAUUCAGAGUUAUAACUAUUGAUUGAUAAACUCGAGUCUAUUUUUAAAUGUACAUAGAAUGUUAAGGUAAUAAGUGCUUAGAUUUAAGGCUAAAUUUUCUUAUAAUAAUUUAUAUCUACUUAUCUAUCUAUCUAUAUAUAUACAUAGUAUCUCUCUCUAUAAUAUAUAACGUGUGUAUAUAUAUAUAUAACUAUAUAUAUAUAUAUGUUUAUUAUAUAUACAUAUAUAUAUCAUAUCGUUUAUAUAUAUGUUAUCAUAUAUAUAUAUAUAUCAUAUAUAUCAUAUAUGUAUAUAUACACAUACACACACAUACACAAAAACGGAUGCAAUCCGUUUACUGGAUUUGGUACAUAAACAUUGUAGAUCAUGAUUGAAGAAUGUGGUUUUUAUUACAAUAAUGUCGUAACCUUACCUUGUGACACAGUUUGAUGUAAAAGUAAAAAAUCGCUCGUACAAUAUUCAAAUUGUACGGGUUCAUUAAACAAUAUAGAAUGGACGUUUUAUUAAUCCAUUUUUAAUUUCUCCUAAAUGUUACGUAACUUGUUAAGUCAUUUAUGUGAAAACAUUUUAUUAUCAUAUGUGUAAUAUCGUUGAGUAGUAGUAAGAUUCACAGACCAUUCAUUGCGUAGUAUAACUCUGUUAGAGUGGAUGUUUUAUAUCAUCCAAACGUUUCACAUGAUCUGAGAUGUAAUCGAAUCUUAUUAAAAAAGAGUUAGAAAAUAUUUUUACAUUGUUAUAUUUCGUGAUUGAAAAGUAUCAAAAAAUGCAAAUUGUAGGAUUUUACUGCUACUCUGUGAUGUCAACUUAUAGUGGGCAAUUCUUCGUUUGUACAACAAAACAAAAACUUGUCUGCAGGUUCAUAAAUGAUACAAUAUUCACAAAAAUAUACCUAUAUUAAUGUUGUGCAUUUCUUCUGUUCUAUUCAAUACAAAGCAUGUUCGAACUGGCAAUCGAAGAUUUCGUUUUAUGAACAGAUUAUUGAUUACUCGACUUUCAAUAAUAUACCUGCAGAUAUCAGUUUUUCGAAGUAUGAGCAAUCAUCAAUAUAAAAAAAGCGAGCGAACUAAGGAUUGUGCACAUUAAGCUUAAUGUUUACUUCAUAAGAAAUAGAUUAUAAAUCGAUAUGAAAAAUAAAAAAGCCUAUCAUUUCAAUUAUCACAGCUGUGUAACCUGUAUGUUAAAAUGAUGUAAAAGAAAAAAUAGCUCAUUAGAAAAUCUGUCAUGUUUGAGAUGUACCUAAAUUUAUAUGUAUGUAUCCUGAAUGUGAUUAUUUUUAUCGCAAUUAGUUGAAUGUGCACAAAAAGAGGGAAUUUUAUUAUAAUGUAUAAUAUCAACAUUAAGAAUUGAAAGGUUAAUAUAUUUAUGUAUACUAGAUAUAUAGAAAGUUUAUAUGUAGAGAUCAUAUUGUACAAUUAAUAAUUGUGCAGUCAUUAAAGUACUUUAAAAGUAAAUUGAUUUGUAAAAAAAAAAAAAAAAAAAAACAAUAUUUGUUUGAUUCUACUCGAACAAGACAGAUUUGCUAAAUUAUCCUACUAAGAAUUAUAUUAUAUUCUUUAUAGUGUUGUGUUAUCAAAAAUAAAUCAAUAUUUUUAUUUUUCGUGACGUUUUUAACUAUCGUCACGCAUGUACAUAUUAUGUUGAUAUCUGAGAAGAAGAAUUCUCAUAUUAAGUAACUUUCAAAUAUAUUGGGACAUUCUAGGCAUUUCUAGCCUAUAUUUGCAAAAAAAAAAAAUGGACUGAAUUGUUAUCGUUUUCUUAUUGUCUUGAUUUUUUUGAUACAUACGUCUCUUCCGCUAUCAUGAAUUCAUGAGUUAAAUAAAAUUUCGCAUACUACGAAUAGUAAUAAAUGUUGUGAAAGGUCAAGAAAAUAAUUAACAUUUUCUAUCAAACUUUCUGGUACUGUCGUAUGUUGGGAUAUAUGUAUUAACCUGUUAAAAUAAUUGAAUAUAAGUGGCAUAAAGUGAUAAUGAAUAAAAUAGUACUAUUGCGUUCAUGUAUAUUAAUAACAAUUUGAUAUUUUCAACACUAACAAUAAUACCUUCUUAUUUCUACUGUGUGCACCAUUCACGAUUGUAACUAAGAGAUAAAAUAAAUAUACAAAUAUUUACAUAACAGA
Molecule: messenger RNA, 13358 nt
Organism: Vespula vulgaris
Lineage: Eukaryota; Metazoa; Arthropoda; Insecta; Hymenoptera; Vespidae
Product: mucin-17-like
Exons: 3
Coding region: 1764-11183 (3139 amino acids)
Source: RefSeq, a predicted model, not a curated record